Penicillium longicatenatum is the source of this 1425-nucleotide messenger RNA. RefSeq names its product Acyl-CoA N-acyltransferase. The transcript has a single exon. The coding region runs from base 1 to 1425 and encodes 474 amino acids. The record is from RefSeq and is a predicted model, not a curated record. NCBI's taxonomy places the organism in Eukaryota, Fungi, Ascomycota, Eurotiomycetes, Eurotiales, Aspergillaceae.
AUGUCUCAUCCAUCCUUUCCAACUCACGGGGCUCAAAACCCCGUCCGGAUUUCCUACCGAGACCUCUUGGAAGCCAUAAUAUUCAAUCUUCAGACUGCCCAUCCGCGAGGUUUUUCACCCCCGAACGAGCGCGAUUAUCUACAUCAUAUCACGCAGACAAGCUUUUAUCAGAAGUUUCCUUGGGUCGACUGCACAGAUAACUAUGUUGCCAUGCGGGACCACACAGGUGGUUCAAUGGGCGAUCUUUUCAGUAUUUGCUCUGAUCCGGAGCCACCCAUCGAUGAUCAAAGAUUGUACUAUCGGAUACCCGAUUCUUAUACACCUCCAGUGUUCAGGUUUGAAGAGCAUUCGUUGGUCGACACUCUGUACAAGAUGGCCAAAGCACACCAGCGAACAAAGUGCCGCCCGGACGAUAUGGUUUCAUCAUACCCUGAACUCAUCGAUAUCGACAUAGUUCCAGACGACAAGAUGGCCAAAGCACACCACCGAACAAAGUCCCUCCCGAAUGAUAUGGUUUCAUACCCUGAACUCAUCGAUAUCCACAUAGUUCCGGACGACAAGAUCGCCAUUGCUGAAGAUCUAUCGCGUCUCACCGUGAAUGAUCCAAUGGACAUAAAGAAGCUGAAAGCCAAGAGUCUGGAUGAGCCAGAAGCAGAAUUUUUAACCGUACAAGCAGGCCUAGAUUAUCUGCAUGCCAUCAGAAACGGCCCAACCAACAAGAUUGGGACUGAUGGGUACAAUCGUAUUACCAAGUUUCGCACUGCCGAGGGUGUCGAGCAGCCGGAGACAGGCUCUAUCGAUCCGCCCUGCUUUAUUCCCUACAAUGAGCUUGCGGACCUUAGAACGCAGCCACAAGGAAGUCCCGGAUACUUGAGCCAGUGGGAACAAUACAACAGAUCCCCUGAGACCCGUCCUGUCGUUAUAUGCGGCAACAUCGAGCUUCUCAACCCUUCACAUCACCGCAACCUAAAGUUUGACCCCGAAGAAAAAUUGCCAUUCCCUGCAACCGUUCGCAACCCAAUGGGAUGCUACCAGUUUGUUUUCCAUCCAAAUUGGGAAUUUCAAACUCCCGAGGUGAUCGAGGGACAAGACAAGGAAUGGCUAUUCCACCGCUGGCUGUCACGCCUUCCGGAAACAGCCCAGCCGCAGGACAUUUUCCAUCAUGCGUUCUUCGACGGAACGGCCAGUGCCGAUGGUGGCUGUGGGUUCAUGAUCCAGGGGAUUCAUCACAUCGAAACGCCACGAGACAUGUCUGAUAAUGAGACUCGCCGUCACUGGCACGAAACUGCAGCUGGGUAUGCUGCCGAUAUUAUUAUUUUGAAAAAGCUCUGGUCUAUCCAGAGAGAUUCCAAAAGGUACGACAAGAUUAUGGAUGAGUUUGUCAAGGCCUACGACAUAAUUGUGGAGGAGUUCGCCCAGGACUAG